Linum trigynum is the source of this 3861-nucleotide messenger RNA. Lineage: Eukaryota; Viridiplantae; Streptophyta; Magnoliopsida; Malpighiales; Linaceae. The record is from the annotation of a GenBank genome assembly.
GGCGCCGUUCCAACAUACUGUUUUGUUCUCUUCUGUCUUCUCCAGGUUCUCGUGAAAGAGCAAUGGGCGGAACUUGUUAAUUUCUCAAUUUUCUCUUCCCUCGCUCUCUCAACCUCCUACCUUUCUCACUCUCUUCCCCGUCGUUCUUCUGAAUUCUGAUUGCUAGUCAUGGCCGCCAUGAGAGACCUUCCGUUACAGAAAGUGGCGAUUUCGGGUCCCACAUUAGCCUCCAUGCUUCAGCGCUUCUCCUCCUCCGUCGGCGAUGUGGACGGCCUUCUCUUCGGCCACGUAACGCACCUCGCUCCCACUCUUACCGACGACGCUCCCCAUACCUCUAACUCCGACCCUUCUUCCUCCUCCGAUUCACCGGAACUCGUAGCCACCAUUACUUCCUUCAUAUGCCCUAACUCCGUGCUCUCCUUCUACGACGCUUUCGGCCUCGUGGAUACGCCUUCCCUCCAGCGCCUGCUCGUCGCCCACCCCGGCCGCCACCGGCAACACCUCCUUGGCUGGUUCUCCGCUCGCCGAAGAACGUCUAACCGUCCUUCGAUGCGGGAAUUUUCCGUGACGCGCUGCCUCUCUUCCAUAUCCGAGCUGUCUCUCCCUGUCGAGAACGCGGAGAGUCCGGUAAAUCUCGCCCCCUGUGUAUUUCUCCUGUUUGCUACCCCCGUGCAAGAGCAAUUGAUUCAUACGCAUGAGUACCGCGCCUACCAGUUCCGUGAUUCCACGGAAUGUUUCGAUUCUAAAUCGGUUGAUAUAGUGAACAUUGGCCCUGCCUUCCGCGGGCAUUAUGGUUCGUUUAGCCCUAAUUCGCCAUUUCCAAUGUUGAGCUGCGAUUUGAGGAGUUCGUCGGCGAUGAAUGAGGAUAGGAGCGAGGAGAUUAGUUUAGUUGAACUGAAGAAGGUGGCCAAUGAUCAAAAGGAGUUGGAUAUGUGUGCUGAAGGUUAUGGGGUUGCAAACUUGAACAGAUUGAUUGGUCAUGAGGCUACCAGUUAUACUGCAGGAUUGGAGGAUUUGUAUGAGAAGAUGUUGGUGAAGAUUCAGAGCUUGGCUAGAGAAGUGGAAAGUGGCAAUGCCAAGGUUCAUCAGCUGGAAAGUCACAACCGGAAGUUGAGGUACAAAGUUGGCAAGGGUGGAGUUGAAUGACAGUUGAAGUUUUGUGCUAUGGAUUGACGCCUGUGGCUUCACGGGGUCGUGUAAGGUAACUUGUUUUCUUCUAUUAAAGCUCAUGUACUUGACUUCAUAAGAGGAGCACCCUUGCAUUAUUGUCUAGACAAAGAUGCGAGAAGAGGUUUGAAAUAGAGUUAAUUGUAGAACUCUUAGUUGUUGAUUUUAUUGGUUUCUGAGAAGAAGAAAGAAUGGUGCAUUCCUUCAGCUCUUGUGAGUGAUAAUAGUAGGAAAUCUUCUGUAUUUUUUUUAUAAAUUUGUGAUGAUUUAACCUACGCAGUUUGUCAAGAUUCUUUGUAACUGAUACUGCUAAGGGUCUCCUGAAGCAGCCCUAUGUGUCGCUGCCUUUCCAGGGUUUGUGUAGCUUUGCAGCUUCAAUGCAAUACGACUUAAAAACAUGUGUCUAUGAGCGAUUUAUAUGUGAUGUUUACUAGUGUAGGAAAGAUUAAAGCUUUUCGAGUCAUAUACUGAUGCAAAUGAUAUUGGUUUUCUUUGGUCAAAAAGGGGUUGAGGUUUGUCUGAGGUAACAUGGAAAGAGUUACAGAUUAUGGAUAUUAGGCCCAUCUUCUGGCCACUUUCUUGGUUUAAAAUGCUUCUACUAUUGGAGUUUGCAGUCAAACUUUUUAUGUUUCUUCGUGAAGCCAAACUAGGCAAUAAAGCGUUUCGCUUCCUUAGUCUUGAUCCACUGCUACCUUCUUAGAGGCCCUUGUGUCUUCCUAUAGAACAGAUGUCACUUGCCACCAGGGUUCUGCAAAUAAAAUGCUGCUUUCGACUUCAGUCUUUUUCUUUGAAACAUUCAUCAUCACCCUAUUUGAUGGAUUGUCACCAGUAACUUGGUAACUAGAAGCAAUAACCUAUAGGAAGUGAUCCAAUGGUGAAGGUGUAACUGUGACAGAUCUAGACAGAUGAAACAGAAAUGUUAUUUUUCCACAUAAUGUUAGCCACAACGUUCAUCUUAGGAUGGUUGGAUGUUUUCUAUCUUCCAUUAUCUCUAUAGCUUCAAUAGAAUUUUACAGAUAAGAUAUGAGGCUGGAAGAACACUAUACUCUGAUCAAUCUUGAAUACUUGGCACCGUUGUUUGAAAAUGGAAAAAAGUGUUUUUUGUUAGAUGGGAAAACUAAAUUGGUUGAAUCACAACAGUGAGUAUGAUUAACAGUGGCUGCUGAACUCUGCAUUCCAAGUUCACUUUCUGGUUCAUCGUUUCCAGUUCAUAGGGUGAUUAGAAAUCGGAACAUUUUAUUUAUACUGUAAUUGUCAUGUUUGCAGAGUAUGGAGGUGAUCAAUAAUUAACUUCAUCUUCUUCCUGUUUUUGCCAGAAUUCCCUGAAAGAACAAGAUCUUGAACUACUGUUUUUGAGAAUUGUAAUCAAGUCAUUUUCUGGCAAAGCUUCUUGAGGAUUGGUGCUCUUCAUGGCCACUCAUUUUGAGGCGAAGUUGGACAAGCCAAAUGCUCGAGGGUUGUUUUGCAGAAUGGCCUACCAGCUCUCUGCCUUCUUGUCUAUCUGAUGUAAAACCUUGUAUAAACUCCUUUUCUGUUCAGAGCUUUCUUCCUUGUGAUCUUUCAAAUCCCUGUCAGAAAAAUGGAUAGAAGAACAAACUAAAAAGAAAUGUUGAUUCUCAGUACGCUUCAUUUUGUAGUUUGUACCACUUUAAAAGUGGCAUCUUGCGAAAAUUGCAGGCUUGAGUGCCUCAUUUAUGUUCAUUUUAUUUUUUUGCCAAUAGAUUCCUAUGAAAAAGAGGGAAAACAUAGUUCACAUAUGCAUAGACCCUAUCUACUAUGUAACCAUGCAAAAAAGUAAAACAUCGCUAUUAAUCGAUGUGACAAACCCAGAGUAUGACGCGUUACUGAAUGAGCUACUCUGCUAUCUGCCUUACCAACAAAUAUAACUGAUGCAGCUGGAAGGUCCUGAAGCAAAGCAAUCUCUUGAAGCAUAAUCCCAAUCUUGGAAUCACUAGUUCUCCCACUCGGCAUUUGUCAAUGAGAACUUUAGCAUCACCAUGAAUGCAAAUAUUCAUCAACCUGUGUUGAGAACAUUCAAGGAGAGAGUCACGCAGUGCCAUUGCCUCGAGAACAUAAGGAUCAUAGCAGCCUUCAUAACGAGUUGCUUUAGACGCAAUAUAAGCAUCAGAAGCAUGGCGAAGAACAAAAGCUGCAGAGCCAGACUCUCUUGAUCGAGUACGUGCAGUGCAUCGAAUGAACCAUAAUAAUCCACCAUGGAGGAAAUAGAUGUAAUGGAUGAGGGAUGAAUAGUUGGUGUGCCACUGCCUUCAUACUUUCACCUGUUUAUACUCGUAGAAAACAAAACAUCGGUUCUUCAAUAUUUUCCAAAGCAAACAAAUAACCUGCAAAAGGAGGUAAUCCAAAUCAAGACCCCCUUCUUUGAACAAUGAAAACCGAAUGAAACCAAUAAAAGAACCCUUUUGCCAACUUCCCAAAUGCUUAUGAAGUCCCACCAUCCUCCACAAUUUUCUCGCGACAGGACACCGGAAAAAUAAGUGCUCAAUUAUUUCUUUCUUGCGUCCACAACCUGGACAAAAGGGAAUGAUCUUCAUCCCUCGCGUUACUAAACUUUCUCGAGUAGGGAGGAUACGAUGUAUGCACCGCCACAAAAAGAAAAGUAACUUCAGAGGAACCUUCCUCCCCCAAUCCCAAUUUCAGACUGAAGGAUCCUUCAAAUCAAUCCGUGGUUUCGAU